GCGCGCGCGCGCGCGCGCGCGGAGCCGCGUGAUUGCGCGUUUGAAAACUAAUUCGCGAAUCUCGCGAGCUAUCGAUUAACAGCAACGAGCCAGUGCUUUUACAGCGAAGGAUAACGCGGACGCGUGUUCGCCGAGGCGGUGCGAUCAUCCUCUCGUUAUCGAUCGCGUGUACGCAAUAUACGGACGAUUCGCGACGACGCGAGAACGCGAAUUCGAUUGCUCAGCCGAAAGAGAGAGAGAGAGAGAGAGAGAGGCAGACGAAAAUGGGGUUAAGGCGAAUUAAGUGAAACGUCGCUGACGAAAGUGUCGCGAUUACGAGAGACGGUUCUUCCGUUUCUUCCACCUGCGCUGACCUUAGGCCGAAAUGAAAAUUUGCGUGCCGGCGGCACACGCGGGUUUUCCCGUUCGCGAAGCCUCUCACGGGGGUUGACUCUCGUUAAUCCUCCCCAGCGCAAGAGGAGAAAGUUUCUCAGCGGGGAAUGUUCUCGGAUAUUUUCCCCUCUCGCGCGAAGGAUACCUCUUCCCUCGGCUCCUUUAAGCAGCGGGGGAAAAUGCGCGCGCGGUGUCCAUAGAUGAGUACUUGAAGAGAUUAACGCGAUAAUCGCGCCGCGCUGAUUUCCGCUGAUUAUCUCAAUUCAAAGUGGAGUUGUCGAAUAAGUGCAAUUCGCGAAUACGAAUGUUUAUUAGCUCGGUUUUCAGUCGGCAAUUGUUUAUGCGUCAUAAGCGGAUGAAUGAAUGAAUGAACGACGGUGAUUCGCGGAAUGCGAAUAAGGACGAGAACGUGUAUUCCUCCGGUGCGCUUCGAUGUUGAUAAGAAUACUUACGCGCAAUAGAGAUGUACACCCCCUCCUUUCGACCUUCCCUCUUCACCGUUCUAAAUUGGCUUCAACUUCAUAGACUAGCGAACGACGAAAUUAGAACGUCGUUCUACGGUAUUAUUGUAGCAUCGUGGAACUUUGCGGUUAACGCUUAUCUCUCUCUUCCUCCCUCUCUCUCUCUCUCUCUCUCUCUCUCCCUCUCUCUCUCUCUCUUUUCCUUCCGCGUGUUUGCAUUAAAGUUUAAACGCGGCGGAGUCGAUGGCGCACACAUGUGCCGCGCGGUCAUAAGACGGAUGACAUUUCUCGCCACUGGCAGAUAUCGAUGAGGACGUCGAGCAUGGUGCUGAAGUCGGACAACGGAAACGACGACGUCGACGACGUCGGCCCCCGCAUGCAGCGCGCGAGCACGAUCGACGAGCAGCAAGGACGACUCGCGACGACUUGGGUGCAUUAGAGCGCGGGUGUGUUGUCGGCGGGGGCGAUCGAAAUGUCGUUUUUCGGGCGGAAAAUGGGCGGCGGCGGCGGCGGCGGCGGCGGCGGUGGUGGAGGUGGCGGAGGUGGUGGAGGUACCGAACAUACCGGCCGCAACCUGCAAGAUGGCCUGUUCCAAAUCGCGUCUCAGGCCUGCCAUAUCCUGGUUCAGGUGAACAACACGCACAACGUCUCCUACGGCGGUAGCAAUAAUGUGAACAACAUCGCGUACUCCAAGUAUUCCACCGCCGGCGGCGGCUCCACCGUUACGGCCACUUCAUCGUCGACGAAGGGAGCCACCACCGCCAAGGCGUAUCCGAAGUACGCGGAGCCGCGCGACAAGGAUCAGGAUGUAGUGGUGUUGCUGCCGCACCGCAAGAACCGAACGCCGCGGCUCAAGCAUAAAUUGUCGACCGUGUCCGAAAACGCACGGCUGGACGUAAACUCGCCGAGCGGCGACGACGACCUGGAAUUAUGGGACCAGUCGGGAUUCAUGCUGAGAAGCGACGUGGACGACCCUCUCACGAACGCAAAGUGGGGCGCGCAGGGCUGGUGCAGACCCAGUUGCAUACCGAUCACGAUCAUCCUGGUCCUGAUCGUGCUGGUGGUGCUGCUGCCGCUGUUGGACCACGCGGCGGAGAAGUACGCGCUGAAGGCGGGCGCGUUCGACGACGAGUCCAUGUGCAUGGAUCGUUGCGCGGUGUCCUUGGUGGAGACGAUACCGCUGGGCAUGAAUUACAACGAUAACGCGCCGCGGCACGAGAGCAUUCACAGCUCUUGGAUGGAUCUGAUCGGGAUGGCGCAGGACACGAUCGAGAUCGCGUCGCUCUACUGGACGAUGAGGCGGGAGGACGUGUUUCCCGAUGACAGCGCCCAAGAGGGUGAGCAAGUGUUCCAAUCGCUCCUAGAGGCUGGAAGGGAUAGGCAAAUUACGCUGAAAAUAGCGCAGAACAUCCCCUCGCGCCUGUCGCCGAACACCGACACGCAAAUCUUAGCCAGGAAGGCUAACGCGCAGGUGAGAAGUUUGAAUUUCGCUGCCUUGCUGGGCGGCGGGGUGCUCCAUACCAAGCUGUGGCUCAUCGAUCGCACUCACGUAUACGUAGGCUCGGCGAAUAUGGACUGGCGAUCCCUCUCGCAAGUGAAGGAGCUCGGCCUGCUGGUUCUCAACUGUUCGUGCUUAGCGAACGAUUACGCCAAAAUAUUCGAUGUAUACUGGAAGUUGGGUCAAGACGGUAAAGUGCCUUCCACGUGGCCGGACUCCCUCAGCACAAAGAUUAACUUAGAUAACCCCAUGAAUUUUACGUACAUGGAUAAUAAGUACAGGCUGUUCGUCGCGAGCUCACCCCCGGCCUUCUCGCCGAGAGGCAGGAGCUACGACCUGGACGCGAUCCUGCACUGCAUCGCCAAGGCGGAGAAGUUCAUCUACAUCUCCGUGAUGGAUUACUUCCCGCUGACCAUCUAUACUGCACAAGUGAAGUACUGGCCUAUAAUAGACAACGCUCUGCGGGCGGCGGCGAUCGAGCGUAAGAUAGAGGUGCGCCUCUUGAUCUCCUGGUGGAAACACUCGAGACCGUCCGAAACGUAUUUCCUGAGGUCGCUGCAGGACCUCACGUCCAGCUACGCGAACGUCAACAUCGAGGUGAAGCGUUUCAUCGUGCCGACGAGCCCGCGCUGGGACAGGAUACCGUUCUCCAGGGUGAACCACAACAAGUACAUGGUGACCGACGCGGCGGCUUACAUCGGCACGAGCAAUUGGUCGGGCGAUUAUUUCAUCAACACGGCCGGUGUCGGCACCGUGUUCGAAAACGUCGGACGCGGUCAGACGAGGGACAACAUAAGGCAGCAGCUGGAGGAUAUCUUCCGUCGCGAUUGGUAUUCCAAUUACUCUUUCCCGCUGAAUAUAAGCGAGGCGCGUUUCGAGAACGCGUGGAGCUUGUUGAGGAGCACGUAUCAUCAUUCGUCGCACGAGCCUUACAUACACGCGUAAUUAAUGCGCGAGAUCGAUCCGCGCGCGCGGCAAGUAUAUAUUCGCAAUCAGCGGGGAUUCCGCCGCCGCCGCUGCCGCGUUGUCGGAGCGCGAGCGGAAGAAGCCGUUGAUUCGUUCGUUUGUUCGUUCCUUCGCGACUCCUUACGCGAGGGAUUCCCUCCACCGCGCACGCCCCUGAUUGCUACUUUUAUAAAUAUGUUUUGAGCUUCUCUCGCGCGCGCGCGUGCACGCGAGGAGGCAGUGGAUCAUUAUGUAUUCCUCGGUUCAUGAUUAUGCAUAUGUCGCUGUCCACGUGUGACGCUUUUUAUGCGUUUAUUGCGUUAAGACGUAAUACACCAAGCGCGUUUUUAAAAGGUGCCGCUCCUUUUUGCGGCGAAUUAUUAUGAAUUAGGCGGAUGUUUAAAAUCAAGCUGGCCGACGACCAGUAAUGCGUGAGAAAUCAACGUCGACAUCUUUGAUAGAAAUAUUUCCACUUUUAAGGACACUGUUACGUUGCUCGUGAUCGUGAGUCGAGUCUCGAAGCGAAGAAAUCCAGUCGCGGAAGCGAUACCAAUCGUGUUUUGUCGCGCGAUCUUUUUCUCUGCGCGUAUUAACGAUCGAGUACGUCUGUUUUGCUCCUUUUUUCCAUCUACCGCUUCCUUGAGACCUCCCCCUUUUCGCUUUCCGAAGAUCUCCGAAGUAUUUUACAUCCGUCUCAGAGUCUCUUAUAAGAGCACAUUAUAAAUACCGCAGACUGUGAAAAAAGAAAGAAAAAAGAGAAACAACCGUCGGACCGGCGAUAUCACGCAGUUCUUCCCUCGCGCAAUUAUUACCCGAUCUCCCACACACAUCACCGUCUCGCUAUCGUCCUCAUUAUCAUCUUUACACCUACCGCUGCGUGUGCAAACAGUGUAUUAUACCACUCGCGUGCUUAACGGCGUUCCACGCGAAGCGAUGAAAAAUAACAUGUGCCUUAGAGAAAACGUUUUCGCGAUGGGAUGCGCAUGCGGACGCACAGUUCACGACGAGGGCACAGAAAACCGCAUCGCCCUACACGUUCGAAGAAAAGGAAAAUGUACGCAUCGACUUUUCGCGUUCUUCCAUGUGUAAGUCUACAAUUCUGUCGGCCGUAUAACUCGCGCACCACUCGCGUUGAGCCUGUUAUGUGCUACAGUUAUAUCCAAAGGUAGGAUUUGACCGAUUCCACCAACGAUGUGCGGCGAGAGAGAGAGAGAGAGAGAGAGAGAGAGAGAGAGAGAGAGAGAGACGGCUAAUACGCACCUGCAUGACAUAUGGCGAAAAAAGGGAGGCAAGAAGAAAGGGAAAAGUAAAAAGGCAAGAUGGAAAUAUCGCGUUGGUGCGCGCGGGUCGUUGAUAAGAAGAAAAACAAUGACUUUUGCCAUCGGCGAUGUAUCGAAAUUUAUUCGAAGCGUGCGUUCUUAUCGAACUAACGACAGUCGUCGUCAUUCUCGAUUGUUUUUCUACCCUUUUGUCGUCAAGUAUUAUAUAUCAUCAAUGUAUGCCUCCGAAAAAGAGAGGAUUUACAAGUAUAAUACAAAGUCCAGCAUGAAAAUUCAUAUUGUACUGCGUUUUGCUUACGUGGAAGCGAGAUACUUUGUCCCUUCCCCCAUCUUCGCAGGCUCGUUUUCUUCGUUGAGCACACGUCGAUGAGAGAGAGCCCGGUGCGCCCGGCGUACGCAUAAUUAGUCUCGCUCGUACGCUGUUACGCUGCGACGGGACUUGCGUGUGCGCGGCACAUCUUUCAGCCGUCUCGAAAGCCGUCAGAGAGAGAGAGAGAGAGAGAGAGAGAGAGGAACCGGUCUAACAUAUCGGCAUUCAACAUGGCAUCUCGAUUUUCGAAAUAAAAUCCAAGAGAUUUUCAAUGUACGUCAUCGCGUUUCUCAAUUCGCCCCUCUCCUUCCCCGUGUUACGACAAAGAUGACGACAAAGGCCGACGACGACGGGCCGGGCGCGAUGGUCGAGCGACGUUCGAGUUUACGUUGAGGUCCUAAUGAAUUUCCAUCUCGUUCGUUUUAAGUGCUUGCAGUAACGGUAAGCACACGCUUCGGUGAUCAUUCCCGAGACGUACCGGUGCGCGCAGCUCCGGCCGACUGCAUGCGUUGCACACACGUCGGUACGAACGAAGCGAGACAGAGAGAAUGGAAGAAUGGAAGGAGCGAUAAUAGAUCGUCGAAAUUAUCGACAGACUCCAGCCGAGGAUUAUUAUCGACAAAAGCUAUUGGAUCAACCGCUCUUCUCGCGCUUGACGCAUGUUGACUUUUACGUAUGUGCGGAAAAAACACGGGAUAAAAGAGCGGGUAUUGAAAAUAAACGUAAAGACGCGAUCUGUUUCUUGCGUUUCGCUCGACAACAAGACGAGUGCAGAUUAAAUCACUGGCUGUCGAAAUUUUUAUCGAUUUCUUACACGAUAUACUGAGAACACCCUAUAAUGUGCCUAUAAUGUGUUGAAGAAUCGUUAGCCGGCGGUGCGCAUGUUGUGCGCGUGAAUAUAUCGGAGAAAACCACCACGCUACUUUGCAUACUAAGCGACUAAAUAAAACAGCGAUAAACAGAAAAGCAUCUUGGAAUAUUACUGCGAUCAUUGGAUACUGGAUGUGCGCGAGGAUAACAUUUGAAAUGAUGACAUGGAACGUGUAGAAACUUUAUCCGACCGUACAUAUCUCGCGGUAUCUUGAAAGAUAUUCCGACAAUGGCGCAGGAAGACGAUCAAAUUUUAUUUCAACCUUCGCGAGCAACUUCGCAAGCAAUUCGAGAGGGAAAAAUAAUAUUCGGUGGAUGUACGUAUUGCGAAAAAUCGAUAUCGAGAAACGAUGAAACGGAAAGGUGGAAAAACUCCGGGGUUUUUUACUUCGCUCGACAUGUUUGACCCGAAAAUAUAAACAAAAAGAUAUAUCUGUACGCGUAUCGUAAUCGUUCUUCAUGCAAAUUAAUUGGAAUUGUGCUUCACUCGUGCGACAUCCUUUAAUUAAUGCGUGCCCGUCAGUGGUCGCAUAAAUGCAUUAAAAGUGUAUUUACAUACAUCAGGGGAAGCUGUACAUUUUGAAAACUCAAGCCAUACGCAACAACGUUUAACCUUUCUGUGGAUGCACAGUUUUUUAUCUUUCUAUCAGCGUAUUGAAUAUUCAGAUGUGCAUUACAUAUUCGGCAUACGGUGUUCUAAAAAAAUAUUAUUGACUUUCAAUUUUUUCUACCUUUUUUCAAAGAGCGGUAUUGCGCACAGAUCGAGAGAUGAAAGCCUUGGUUGAUUAAAACGGUCGGUCAUAUCAUCGUCAUAUAAAAUUAAUCGAUCGUCGUGUAUAUGAUUAUGAAUUAUGAAUUAUUUAAUCGAUCAGCAUGUGUCAAUAUUUAAUUAACCUUUAUGGAAAAGACACGUGUUGAGAUAAGAGUAGAAAUUAGCACGCGUGAUUAAGCAUGUAAAUUCCCUGUUUAGAUGGAUAUUAUACAGAACAUUAUAUUAA
Messenger RNA from Harpegnathos saltator (Jerdon's jumping ant), 6734 nucleotides. Its product is annotated as phospholipase D3. The record is from RefSeq and is a predicted model, not a curated record. NCBI's taxonomy places the organism in Eukaryota, Metazoa, Arthropoda, Insecta, Hymenoptera, Formicidae. Bases 1306 to 3276 code for a protein of 656 amino acids. The transcript is spliced from 11 exons. Gene Ontology annotation, molecular function: catalytic activity.